Ascoidea rubescens DSM 1968 is the source of this 2684-nucleotide messenger RNA. It is a transcript of the gene SQS1, whose product is annotated as Sqs1p. The transcript has a single exon. Gene Ontology annotation, molecular function: nucleic acid binding. The record is from RefSeq and is a predicted model, not a curated record. Lineage: Eukaryota; Fungi; Ascomycota; Saccharomycetes; Ascoideales; Ascoideaceae. The annotation marks the transcript as partial.
GACGAGGACGAGGACGAGGUUCCUUUAGAGGAGGCUCCUUCAGAGGACGCAAGAAGCUGGGCAGAGGAAGACAGCACACCAAUGGUGGUUUUGGCAGAAGCACUAGCAGCUUUGCUGAGUUGGACGACUUUGAUCCCCAGAUGAGCAGCGUAUUUCCCACGAUGAACAACCCCAUUACAUUUGCUGCUCCUACUUCUUUGAUGCAAGAGGCAAUAAACACAAGAAAGAGAUACAGUCGAUACAACAGCGAGUCGAAUCAUCCUAAAAACUACAGAUCAAGGCCAAUUGAGUUUAUCAAAAGCGUUGAAGUUUACAAUCCCUCGGAUUUGACUAAAAAUUUGGAAACAUUGAAACAAAAUAAAAUAGAAAUUGUGACUGGCGACAUAAGUAACAAUAAGAUGGAUAUAGACACCAUUGAUAUUAUACUCAAUACCAAUAUUGACAAUUGUAUUGAUAAUCAUGUCGAUAAUGAACCAGAAGAAUUGCCUGAUAUCCAGUUUGAAUCCAAGUCUUACUACUUAGAAAGCCAAAGCCAACAUCAAAAUCAAAUCAUUGAUAUAGAAACUGAUAAAACAGUGACAGAAAAAACAAAUUCAUUACAUAUUUCUGAAGCUACUCAACUCACCCAAGUUACUCAAAUUAAUCAAGUAACCCAAGUUACUCGUAUUGAUCAAAAUUUCGAACAACAAGAUGCUUUUAUUAACGGCAAAGCCAUUCAUAAAGUAGAUAAUAGAGUAAAUGAUAAAGCUAAAAAAACUGAAACCAAAGAAAACAAAAUAUUGAUUGAUUCCUCAUUAUCAAUGGUUCCUGAUGAAAGCUUGUUUUUUGUUGAUAACACAGGUGAUGAAGUAUUAAUAAUAAACGAAAUUAAUAAAGUUGAUGAUAAUGAAAAUUUAAUUAAUAUUGAUGACAAUAUACCCACUAACAGUAUCCAACAAAAUAUUAAACAGACUAAUAACAAGCCUAUUAUUAAACCAAAAUUUUCAAAUAUUGAAUUCAAUUCAGAACUAAAAAUUGGAAAAGUUUUGAUGAAAAUUGAUAAUAAUAUUAGCAAUAAUAACGGUAUUAAUUCAUAUGAAGUCUCUUUGCCAAAAAUUAAAACUAAAAAUAAAAGUAAAAGGCAUAAAAAUAAAAUAUCAUUUGAUUUUAAUAUACUUGAUAAUUUUAGUGAAGAUGAUAUAAAUGAUGAAUCGGAACUAGAAAACCAAAUUUAUGACGAUUAUAUAAAUAAUAUUAACUCAAAUAACAUGACUCGUGAAAUUAAUGGUUCUAAUAAUGUUCGCAAACAAAUUUUAGCUUUAUCAAUUGGCGAUCCAAAUGAUAAAAUCAAUUUAAAAAUGACUGAAACCGAUAAUAGUAUUGAUAUUGAGAAUGAUCCAGAAUUUGGAUUUUUACCUGAAGAUUAUACUGCUUUUGAUUUUACAAAUUUGGAAAUUACAAACAUUCGUUUUGGUUCUGACCUAGAUCAAUAUUAUAUACAAACCUUUCCUCUAAAUGGUGUUGAGGGAUUCUAUUGGUAUCCAACACAUCUUCUAGAAGAACUUUUGAUAGAAAAGGGAUUACCGUCUCAUAGAGUCAAUGCUUAUUUUAGAUAUGUUAAAGAAAGUCUUUUUCCACCUGAAGAACUUGGUAAUGGUAUGGAUGAUGACGAGAAAAAUUUUCAAGUUGGAUUUUAUAGUGAUAAAGAGAAUGAAAAUGAAAAUGAAAACGAAAAUAAAAACGAAAAUGACUAUGGCAAUGCUUAUGAUAAUCUUGAUGAUGAUGUAUAUCCAGAUGAUACUGAUGAUGAAGGGGGAUUAGCAGAAAUGAUUAGAUUUAGUAAAAAUCAAAACUUCAAAAAUUUGGAUAUUGAUGUAAAUACAAAUUUUUCUCUAAGAACUAAGGGUAAAGGCAAAAAGAAAACUUUGGAUUUGGAUCAUAUCACAAAUGAAACUCAGAAGGAAGAGUUAUUAAAACAGUACUUUGCAAGAAAAAGAAGCAAAAUAGAAAAAAAAAAAGAGAAAGAGCUAGAAAAACAAAAAAACCAGGAGAAUUACGACCCAUUGAAGAAAGAAAAAUAUCUUUGGCACAUAAAAGAAAUACGAGAUGAAUUUGAAAAAUUCCUUGCAGGGAAUAAAGCGACUUUGUCUUUUCCUCCUUUUGAUCCUCAUGGUUUGAAAGUUGUGAUAAAGAUAGCCGAAUGCUAUAAUUUGAAAUCUCGCAAAGUCGGAAGAGGACUUGAGACUCAUGUUUGUGUACAAAAAUCAAAACUGACCUACAGAUACACCCCAGAUUACAACAAAAUUGGACAAUUGCUCCACCAAAGAAGAGCAUUUAACAGAAUAGACGGAGCAGGAAAGGCAAAGGAAAGACUAGAGAGAGAGAAAAAACCCAAACCUGGGUUUGUCUAUAAAAAUGGUGAAGUUGUUGGUGAAAAUGCACCAGCAAUCGGCGAUGCCAAUAUUGGCAAACAGUUACUUCUCAAACUAGGCUGGAGUGAAGGAGAAGGUUUGGGCGUGAUAGGCAACAAGGGGAUAUUCGAGCCAAUCCAGGCGACCUUCAAGAAGAACAAGAUUGGAAUCCAGUGAGCCUGAGCCAUUUCAUUCUCUUCUAUUAGAUCGCUAUUAUCUCCUUAUCUGGACCUUAGGGCUGGAGUAGGGCUCCAACUGGAGGUUUGGAAAAUAAACACCACUUUUUUCAAAACU